Messenger RNA from Planococcus citri (citrus mealybug), 2719 nucleotides. RefSeq names its product RCC1 and BTB domain-containing protein 1-like. The coding region runs from base 1092 to 2537 and encodes 481 amino acids. The transcript has 13 exons. Gene Ontology annotation, molecular function: protein binding. NCBI's taxonomy places the organism in Eukaryota, Metazoa, Arthropoda, Insecta, Hemiptera, Pseudococcidae. The record is from RefSeq and is a predicted model, not a curated record.
GUGAUCAUUUUUUACAAAAAUUACUGAAAUCAGCAUUCACCAAUUCUGAAUUGUCUUCUACGCUAACGUGAUGUGAUUCUCAUUUGUAGAUGAGAAAUCGUUAAUUCCGAUUUUUUUUUUCAAUUUUCUAUUUUGUUGGUACCUUCUUUGUGAUACUUAUUCAGUAAAAGUUUUUAUGUGAUAUUUCAAACCUUUUUCGUGUUUUCUCUGAAACACUGCCUUAUAUCACCUACACGGUUGAAGGAUACCUACUCAUUUAUUUAGUUGAAAAUAAAAGUAAGCAUGCCUGUUUUUAAGGAAUCUUCACGUCGAAACCUCGAAACCUCCCAUUUUUCAGACCCUUGUAGGGUCCAUUAGUCAAUUUGGGGUUCACUUAAAAUUGGUUGAAAUGAAAAUCCCGAAACCAAAACCGAUUCAUCUCAAAACCAAAACAAUUUUUUCAAUCCCAAAACCGUAAUGAAAAUUUAGAAGAACAAAUCCCGAAAUGAAUAAAUUUCAAUCCCGAAACCGAAAUCUAGUCCCAAAAUUGUUUUGGUCCUACAGCUCUGGCAAAAAUGGACGUUUUUUCGUUGUUUGGGCCCAUUUUUUCAAAAAAUUUUCGCUCGAGCGACCAUAAAAUCAUCACAUAUCAUGACAAGUUUCUAGAAAAUUACCCCUAAUUUCAAUUUCUCAUGCCUAAAAAUCUGGGGUUUCCUCCUCUUUGAGAAAACUGAAAAUCUCUGAACACUCAAAAGUUCUACCGAUAAUUUUCAAAAAUUUAUCGAUAGUUAUCAUUAGGAAAAAUUACAGCAGCUCCAACGGCCGUAACUAGUGAACAGGAACUAGUUCAACUCCCCACCUCUGAGCGCCACUCUUCCCAUCCAAAGAUAAACAUAAACAUUGUCACAUUAUCCUUAUCGUCUUAUCACAAGUAUGAAGUAAUCCGGGGCGUGCUAUACUUUGUAACUUAUUUGUAUCCAUACAGAAUUUCUCAGUUUUCGUUAAAACUCUUCAAUUUAGUGUCUCUCAUAUUACGUGCAGUAGAAGCGUAGAAGCGAAUGUGUGUUUGUAAUUAAUAUUGAUAAAUAAUUGGAACUGCCGGCUUUGAAGAAAUGGAUUUGAUUCAGAUUCCUUACUUCACCUCGUUAAGUAACGAGUUUGUCAAAGCAAUUGACAGAGUAUGGGUCUCAGAUAAAAGAGUUUUAAUCAUAACCAAAAAGGAUGAAGUAUAUGGAAUGGGUGAAGGAUUGAUGGCUGAUUCAUCUCAAAAAUGUGAUAAUAUUCAUGAACCGAAAGCUAUAUCAUGUCUAAAUGGAAAAAAAGUAAAAGAUUUCAUCAUUGGUGAAGAAUUUGUAAUUGCUGUAAAUGAAGAUGGGCGAUUAUUCAGCUGGGGAGCCAAUGAUUCAGGACAGUUAGGUCUUGGAAACUGUGGUACGACUUAUACACCGACCUUAAUUUCCUCACUAUCAAGUGAAACAAUCACCAAAGUUGCUCGCAAAGAUAAUACUGUUCAUGCGCUGAGUGAUAAAGGAAAGCUAUUCUCCUGGGGUCAGUUUCUAGAACGCGUUCCAGUUAAAAGUUCUAAACUGACCGAUAGAGUAACGGACAUCGCUCUUGUCACGUCAAAUAUCCUGAUGUUGUUUUCCAAAUACCGCUCCUUUUGUGUUGACGAUAACAAACUUAAAUCCAUUUAUGAGGGGACAGUUUUGUUCGAUAACGUUAAAAACAUAGUAUGCGGCUCAAGUCAUUUGUUGGCUCUCAAGCACGAUGGCACUCUGUAUAGUACAGGGUAUAAUGAAAAAGGUCAGCUGGGAAUUGGCAUUAUAAAUAAAGAAUGUGUAAACGAAUGUGUUCGAGUUCUAAAUAUUUCUGAAAAGAUUAUUGAAAUUGCCACCGUAUUGGAUACAUGUGCUGCGAAAACUGAAAGUAAUCAAAUCUAUGUUUGGGGUGCUUGUCGAGGACAAAUUGUGCCUUCACCUUUCCUCACGUCAUAUGCUACUUUCAAUGAAGUAUUCUUGAAUUGUUCGGAGUCAAACUCCUUCAAAACGUAUGGUGCCUUGAAAUUGAGUAGCAUAAUGAAAUCAACGAAGAAUACUCAAAACGAUCAUUUGGAGAUCAUUAAACUAAUAGUCGAUUUCGAUGAGCCAUCGAAAAGUAGCGACUUCACUAUUGUGGUAGAAGAAAAACAAAUUUUCGUUCAUAAGGAAGUUUUAAGGCAACGUUCAGAGUAUUUUAAAACGAUGUUAAACGAAUCAUGGAGUGAAAAUAAUAAAAAUGUGCUCCGUGUGAAUGAUUUUACUUACGAAGCGUUCAAAAUAUAUCUGCAAUAUUUGUAUGGAAUGGACAUAAACGUAACUCCGGAGAAUGUGAUGGAUCUUUUGAUGAUAGCGCAUCGAUACAUGGAUGGUAAACUGAAAAACUUGAUUAAGGAGAAAAUUGAAGGUGAUGAGUUUAUGGAAAUGUCUGUUGAUUCGGCAAAUAAAAUUUUGGAGUUUCCACCUCAGGCAUUUAAAAUUACGAGCGGUUUAUUCAAGUACAUGACGUAUCCGUCACAGUGAUCAUUUUUUACGAAAUUUCUGGAAUUAGCGUUUACCAAUUUCAGAAUCGUCUUCUGUGCUAAGCUGAUGAAAUUCUCAUUUGCAGAUAAUUAAUUUUUGAUUCCGAAUUCUUUUUUAAUUUUGUAUUUUUUUGAUAUCUACCUACUUUGUGAUACUUUUAUUAUAAAAGUUUUUAUGUGAUA